AUGGCCCUCCGAGCUUUCUUGGUGCUCCUGAGCUUCGCGGGUGCUGUUGGGGAGGACGUGGCCGGCGCUUUGGCGUCGGAUGACACGUGCGCCGCCGGGCAAGACUGCAGCCUCGAGCUCCACCAGCUGCGUGGCAUGAAGGUCAACUACCUGGAGGCUUUGGAGGAUGCCUCUGACGAUGAGGAAGAUGAGGAGGAAGCCGUGUACAUAGAAGAGGAGGCCGAGGUGGAGGGCGGCGGAUGCACCAAUCCCAAAGACAUGAAGGUGUGGAAGAAAGGUGGAAAGAAGACCUUCGAUGCGUCCCUGAACCACUGUGGCCGCUCCUGCGCCGCCGGCUUCCCAUGCACCAAGGACCGCCAGCCGCGACGGCUCUGUGGAAUUCAGGAUUGCAUGCAGAAGAAGGGCUACUCGAGCAACUGCGCGUCCUGCAUGGCCCAGUUGGUGGGCUGCUCGAGGGACCACUGCAUGAAUCAGUGCAUCACCAACGACAAGUCUCCCGCCUGCACGCACUGCGUCAAGUCCAGCUGCCGCCCCAAGAUGAAGGCUUGCAGUGGGCUCAACGCCGGCGGUGGGUCUGAUGCCUUGGUUUUGCUUUUCCAGGAGCUUGCAACAGGAUUUUGCACGCUGUCGGAAGACACUAGCAUCGCAGCAGUGCUGCGAGGCCCUUACCGCGGCUUCCGGGGGACCGCCAAGCUCAGCGGUGGGCAGAUGCAGGUCAUCCUGGCAAACGGCACUGCGUUGGAGGUAGAGGUGACGGAUUGCAACAUCAUCCGGGAGGACCUGCAAGCCAUCCGAGAGGAGUGGCGCGACGAAACGGUGCCGGCAACAGGCACCUGCGCCGGGCUCUUUGAUGCCGAGUUGGCUUGCACCCAGGAUGGCUGCUCCGUGAUCGUGGCCCCCGAGUCCUUCCUGAGUUGCGACAGGUACUGCCAGGCACACAGCAUGCACUGCCACAAGGCCUGGAGAACCCGGCGCGGGCAGUGCGAGCACGAGGAGGCGGUGGACUGUCGCUACGGGAUGCCGACACCACAACAGCUGAGGGGCAACGAGCGGUUGCUCUGCCGCUGCCAACCUCUCGCCAAGAGUCGGCUGGGCCAGCAGGUGGCCGUGGGCUCGAGGGUGGUGCUGCUCUCCGGCAGCCACCGGGGUGCGGCGGGGACUGCGCUGGCACCUCCAGGCCCAGACGGCCACGUCAAGGUCCACGUCCAGGAGCUGCUUACCCUGCACAAGGAGAGCUUCCAAGGAGUCGAGAACGGCCGGGCGACGGGGAGGUCCGUCUCUUGCGACGAGCUCCGCAUGGGCGAGCUCGUGGAGAUCAGCGCCGGCUCCCACGAGGGCCAGCGUGGGGCGGUUCUGAAGUGCGAUCCGGUGUCGGACCGCUUCAGCGUGAGCCUCGGCCGCGCCGUGGAGGUGUCGGCGUUCGACACCGAGGUCCUUAGUUGCGCGGCGUCGGGCACGGGGCGGAACUGUUCCGCGGACCGCUGCAAGACGGAGCUCAUGGAUGACCCUGAAGCCUCCUGCCACGAGCACUGCGAUAGUCAGGGCCUCCACUGCUUGCGGGCCUGGCGCAAGGGCCACGACCACUGCCAACAGGACGGCCUCCUCCCCUGUGACCACCGCCGUGGGGGAAACAAGGUCUGCGAGUGUGUGCCACAGGUGCGACCAGACCUCUGCUUCCAGAAGGGCCUCACGUAUCUGCCCUUGAACAUGGCGAAGCAAAGCCGCAGCCACGAGACCGAUGCCCUCAGCUGCCAGCGGCGCUGUGCCAAGGUCUUUGGCUGUGCACAUUUCUCCUACUUUACUGACGGUGGCUGCCACCUCCAGGACGAGAAGGCCGAGCUCCAAGGCAGCGACGGCGUGACCUCCGGGCCGGCCUCCUGCCUUCUGCAGCCUGCGCACUCUGAGCACCACACAGCGUGCCUCACCGAAGGCGUCGGCUACGCCCCUUUGGACAUGCACGGCCAGGCGCGCAGCCAUGGAACCCUGGCGAAGUGCCAGCAGCGCUGUGCGGACGUCAAGGGCUGUGCCCACUUUUCUUUCUGGUCCGAUGGUGGCUGCCACCUACAGGACCACCGGGCCGUGGCCAAAGCAAGCCCUGGCACCACGUCAGGGAAGCCCGGCUGCUCACUCGAGGAAGGUGCCCGAACGGAGGGCGAGGCGAAGGAUGAGGCGGAGGCCUGCGCCAAUUUCGUGGAUGUUCAGGACCACUGCGAGGUCGCACAUGGUUGCAAGGUGGUGGUGACACACAUGGAGCAUCGGUCAUGCGACGUUUACUGCAACGACGAGGGCCUGGGCUGUGCCGGUGCCUGGACGGGUGCAAGCUGUAGCUCUGGGCAUCGCCAGGACUGCGACAGGCUCGGCAGUGCGACCAUGACUUGUCACUGCACCCACAGAUCCAGUGCGGAAGGUGAGCCGGAGAACCGCGCCCAGCACCUCGGAGGAGGGGAGCGUGGGGAGCGCGGGGAGCGCGGGGAGCAGGAGGAGCAGGAGGAGCAUGGAGAGCAGGAACAGCAGGACUCCUGGGGCUUCCACUGCAACGCGGACUCGGAUGUGGAGUCCUGGAGUGCCGAGAGGCGCUGGUGGUGCUGCCGGGAGAUGGAAGUGGGCUGUGUGGAGACUCCUACGAGCUACACUUGCAGCCCCUCUGGGGACUUCCAGUUCUGGGAGGAGGACAAGAGACGCUUCUGUUGCCGAGAGGAGGGUGUUUGCGGCCAAGACCGCGAGUCCGGCCGGUCCGUCCACUCCGACGACUCCGACGACUCCGACGAGUGCACGCAGCUCCUUCACCAGGAGGAGGAGGUCUCAGAGGCCAUGCGCAGCUGGUGCUGCGAACACCGGGGCCUCGGUUGCGACCAGUGCGACGCCCGAACGCUCGAGGACCGACUCUGGGUCGCUGGAGACGCGGAGGUGGUGCCGAGCCCUCGGUACGUGGGGAAAUGGCUGAGUUUUAUAGGAGAAGCCUUUCGCAGUUACUAA
This is a messenger RNA of Symbiodinium natans, 2976 nucleotides long. The record is from the annotation of a GenBank genome assembly. NCBI's taxonomy places the organism in Eukaryota, Dinophyceae, Suessiales, Symbiodiniaceae.